This is a messenger RNA of Nylanderia fulva, 2090 nucleotides long. Its product is annotated as cytochrome P450 4g15-like. NCBI's taxonomy places the organism in Eukaryota, Metazoa, Arthropoda, Insecta, Hymenoptera, Formicidae. Gene Ontology annotation, molecular function: oxidoreductase activity, acting on paired donors, with incorporation or reduction of molecular oxygen; iron ion binding; monooxygenase activity. The record is from RefSeq and is a predicted model, not a curated record.
AGCAGCUUAAAAGUUAGAACACUCUUUUUUAGACUUGUGAGUUUAUUCUUGUUUCGAUUUGUGAGUAUUUUUGAUGUUUUUAUAACUAUCGAAAAAUUAUUAAAACAUUUUUAUUAAAGUGCUGUUUGAGUGGACUUGAUAUAAUUUUUUCAAUGCAACUCUAUUCUAUUAAUUGAGCAUAUCAAAAGAUCGAAACGCUAUUACUGUGACACGGUAAAAUUAUAAUUUAUCAUCAGAAUGGAUGCAAUUCCGAUAACAACGUCGUAUUUACCGACCAUAGCUUAUUCUCUGUUGGCCAUCGUUAUCGCAAUGCUAAUUACAUUACAUUAUUAUAUCGAGACUUCCAGAGCAGUUCGUCUUUCAAGAAAGCUACCACAUCCACCGCGCGUACCAAUACUAGGUCACGCAUUAUUAUUCGCAGGAAUAUCUCCAGAAACUGUGCUACCUUUAGCUCUUAAAUAUUAUGAAACAUAUGGAUCAGUAGGAAGCAUACAUUUCGGGACAAGAGUAAUAAUCUAUCUAGCAGAUCCAAAAGAUGUCGAAAUAAUUUUGGGCAGUUCCGUGCAUCUUGACAAAUCUAUAGAAUAUAGAUAUUUUCAACCAUGGCUUGGAGAUGGUUUGCUCAUCACAAAAGGUGAUAAGUGGCGCAGACAUAGGAAAGUAAUAGCGCCCACAUUUCACAUGAGUAUUUUAAAGACAUUUGUACCUCUAUUUUAUGAAAAUAGCAUGAAUCUCGUAAGACGACUUCGUGAUGAAAUUGGAAAAGAGUUCGACUGUCACGAUUAUCUAUCAGCUGUAACGGUUGACAUUUUAACGGAAACUGCGAUGGGAGUCAGAAGAGAAAACAGGCAAAACACUGGAUACGAUUAUGCCAUGGCAGUGAUGAAAAUGAGCGAUAUCUUACAUCGAAGACAUUAUGAUUUUUCGUUGCGUUCUGACAUAAUUUUUAAAUUUACAAAGUUUGCAAAGAUGCAAGAGAACUUACUCAAUAUUAUUCACACACUAACAGAUGGUGUCAUUAAAGAGAAAUCUAAAGAGUGUGAAAAAAAACAUAUAAAAGAUCAACAACAAAAGGAAGUAGAAAAUAGCAAAUCUGUGGAAAAUUUGAACGCGACUAAAUAUGAAAAUGAUCAAAUAAAUAAUGAUAUUAAAUACACAAAACUGCACUAUGUAAGAGAUGAUCUUGAUAACAUCGAUGAAAUUGACGUAGGUGAAAAGAAACGACUCGCUUUUCUAGACAUGAUGUUCGAUUUGAAAAAAAAUGGGGGACAAAUGACUGACGAGGAGAUUCGAGAGGAAGUUAACACUAUUAUGUUUGAGGGUCAUGAUACCACAGCAGCUGGCUCAAGUUUUGCACUAUGCGCCUUAGGAUGUCAUCAAGAUAUUCAGGCUCGCGUGCAUGAAGAAUUGGAUGCAAUUUUCGGCGACAGCGACAGGCAAUGCACUUUUCAAGAUACUCUGGAAAUGAAAUAUCUCGAAAGAGUUAUUUUAGAAACUCUAAGACUUUUCCCACCUGUGCCCGCGAUUGCUAGACAACUUAAUGAAGAUGUAAAAAUAAUUACAGGUAAUUAUAUUCUUCCAAAAACUGCCACGGUAUUGAUACCACAAUUCGCAGUGCAUCGUUCGGAAAAAUAUUAUCCAAAUCCAACAGUUUUUAAUCCGGACAAUUUCCUACUGGAAAGAAUGCAACAGAGACAUUACUACGCCUUUAUUCCUUUUAGUGCUGGACCAAGGUCCUGUGUCGGACGAAAAUACGCUAUGCUAAAAUUGAAAGUCCUUUUAUCGACGAUACUGAGGAAUUACCGUGUCACUUCCAAUAUAGCAGACAAAGAUUUUAUAUUGCAAGCCGACAUUAUUUUGAAAAGACACGACGGAUUCAAGAUCAAACUCGAGCCGCGCAAGUCGGUAUUUUAUACAUAAAAACAGCGAGAAUUAAAAAUUUUUAUACUCGUGCGAAAGUGAACCAAAUAAAUUUAAACUUGUUAAUCUAUAUACCUUGCUAUAAGAAUUCCAUUUUGUUAUAUGCAUUAUAUGUUUCCGGUGUAGGUAUUUGUAUUUCUUCAAAGAAUAUAGCAAUUUAUAAUUAUUAA